CCGUCACCGUUUCCUGUACGUCCACAGGUGUCUUGCAGGUGCUCGGGUCGUCCACGUGCGUUUCAUGGCCGACGUCUUUCGGAGGCUGCCACUGCUGGUGCUGGUCGUCUUCCUGCUUGUCCUCGUAGUGCUCUUCCACGUCUGUGUCGUCGGCAUCGUUCCACGACGUGGGCGCAGGCGACGGUGUGCAAAGAAGGACGUCAGUAUGGAUGGGCGGCAGGCGGUUUGCAGGUCUGCAGGGGGUGAGGGUGGUGGCCAGCGGGCCGGGCAGAGCCCGUCUAGAGGUUCAAGGGCGGUGGAGCGGUCGGAGAACACGCACCUGCCACCGCACUUGCAGCCUUUGCCGGACACAUCGGACGAGGAGGAGGACGACAGACGUUCACGUGCCGUGCCGCUGGGAAGCGGGUCUACGCAGGAGUGGACGGCCACAGAGCGUUGUGGAAGCCGCGAGCCCAGUUACGGGCAGUCAUACACCCAGCUCCUCCAGCAGGGCCUGAGCGGCGACGAAGGAGAUGGAGGUGUGAAUCUCACGUUCGGUCUGUGCAGUGGGAGGUCGUCGACUUCGAUGCGGACAGUGCUAGUCGACAACCGUCCCGAUGACGAUGGCGGUCAGGUGACGGCUGUUGCACGACCGUCGAAGUCUCCAGCGUCGUCGGUCCGCCAACUGCGAGUGGUGGACGACAAAAACGACGGCGACGCACCUGAUGUCGGCGGCAAUGAUCAAGACUUGAACGACGACGACUGCGGGGGUGGGGAGGACAACGCAGGUCAAGUGUCGCCAUCCAAGCAAAGCAGCAUGGGGGGGAAGGGUGGGAGGGCGAAGGCGUCUGUUCGCAACGGUCGGCGGGGGAAGAAGGUGAUGGGGAAGGGGAGCGACGUCGAAGCUGACGGCGAUGCAGAAGGCGGUCGUUAUUUUUGGUCCGUCGACGACAUGGUGGCCCUGAUACGGGCUAAACGUGACCAGGACGCGCAUCUGCAUGGAAUGGGCACCGCUUACGUUCGUAUGAAGCCGCGAGAAUGGAAGUGGUUGGAUGUGGAGCAAAGGCUGAAGAAGGUGGGCGUGGAGAGGGAGGCAGAACGGUGCGGGAAGAAGUGGGACAAUUUGAUGCAGCAGUUCAAGAAGUUCACAGGGAAGGAGCGGUUGUCGAAGGGCUUCAGUUUCAACAUGGAUCGUGCGGUUUACGAUAAGAUUUUGGGGUCGACUUCCAAGAGCCACACCAUUAACCCCAAGAACGUCGCAGACACUGGUGCUCCGGGGGGGGUGCGUCUGCCGUCGGCGAAUUCUGGUGAUCCGGAGUCUGUCGGGGAUGGGGACGCUGCUGUAGGGCUGGACGACGACGACGACGGGUCGACGAGAGAAGUUGGCGUCGCCGCACAAGGUAUUGCUCAGGAGAUCGCCAGCCGAUCUCCUGCGCAUGACGAGCGAGGGGCGUCGACAGCGGUUGCGGCGCGUGCUGCAGAUGUGGCAAAGGCAGGCGCCACAACGGCGGGUGGUGCGUCCCAGUGUGCUGAAGGGGGGAGGUCAGUCGGGGCCGCAACUGUGGGGGCUUCGCAUGCGGUGGAAGGAGCCAGGGCAGGUGGGGGGAAUGCUGGCGAAGGGAGCAGGGCAGGCGCCGUCGCUGGAGUCGGGGAGGACGAUGAAGCGCUGGCGAACAGGGUGCGCCAGCGUAGCGCGCGUGAAGGGAUCGACGCGGCGUCCAAACUGUGGGUGAACGACAUUCGUUUCUGGAACGAGACAGAGGGAAACGCAAUUGUCAAGCUCAUGCAGAAAGCGCGGCUGUAUCUUGUGGCGGAGGCGCGGGGUGUGCAGCCUCCUGCGAUUCGACGCAGCAUCGUCCUGCUACACACCACCAUCCCGCAGCACAAAAUCGACGACGAAUCGGAGUUCAGCGCUGCGCAAGACAGGGCGCUGAAGGUGCAGAUCAUCGCUCUGCGGCUGCCACUGUGGUUCGUCGGUGCUUACAUUGAAGACAGGCACGAGGACGACGAGCUGGCGGCGUAUCAGGAAGCGAGCGUCCAGAGAUUGGUGGGUGCGUUCACGAGCGCCGUGAGCACGGCGGAGGGAGUCGAUGGCGGUCGGGUGUCGCAUGAGAGGCUGAAGAGCGUAGCCGAGGCGAUGCGGGUAAUGCUCGCCGCGACGAUGUGGUUUAUGCGGAUGGGCAGUGACGAUCGUCGCGCCCAUUACGUCGCGUGGGUAUUCGUCCAGCUGACGGUGAAACCCACAUUAAUCGCAUCCAUGCAUCGCUCGCUCGACGCGCGUCGCCACAUCGUGCAGGCCGCAACUGCCAUCACGGACAAGUUGGCGAAACCCCCGAUCACCUUGCUGGCCCCUCCACUGUACAUCUCGGAUUGGGCGUCAAUCGGCGUGAAAUUCUCACAUGACGCCACUUUGUCUUCCCCAAUGGAGGCUCAAAAGCUCGAUUGGUUGAGCACAGGGCCACCGCAAGACGGCGAUGACGCCAUUGUGAACGACGAUAUGAGCGCGGGGGGUUCAUGAUGCCCUUGGGUGCGCAGGGAGAAGUUUGAUGAGGUGGGUGCAUGUGUGCACCUUCGUGUACAAUUAGAACAGGGUGUGAGCCAGGGUUUGCUGCUAGUGCGGACGACGUCGGUGGUCGUUGGGGGUGGACGUUUCUAUGUUCGUUGUCACAACAGCAAGCGCAUUCGGGCUGGGGGUUUCUUUUGGACUUUUGUUUUCAUUAACAUGUUCAUCCUUCAGUUAGGAGUUUUUUUUGUUUUUCUUCGGUUCUGUGCAUGGGAGCAAUAAGGGUGGCAAUGAUUUUUUUUUCUUCGCGCCUGCGUCGUCCACUUUGCAGCUGUCAUUAUCCGAUGGCAUACACAUUC
Molecule: messenger RNA, 2841 nt
Organism: Chara braunii
Lineage: Eukaryota; Viridiplantae; Streptophyta; Charophyceae; Charales; Characeae
Source: the annotation of a GenBank genome assembly